Molecule: messenger RNA, 396 nt
Organism: Sphenostylis stenocarpa
Lineage: Eukaryota; Viridiplantae; Streptophyta; Magnoliopsida; Fabales; Fabaceae
Source: the annotation of a GenBank genome assembly
AUGGCGUGGGAGCAGCUUCACUCCGGACCGUGGCACUCCGUUCUGCCCGUGUGGCGCGACGCGUACUCCAUGGCGUGCCUUCACGUGGCGCUCCUCCGCAAGGAUUUGGACUCUGCCGUCGCGAAAGUGUCGGAACAAACACGAACGUGCUCCCUCGCCAUGCUGCUUCGUGGAGCUCGGAUCGUUGGCAGCCAUCUGAUCAGCCUCUCCCUUCGAUCGGGAAGCCAAACAACGGCUGGGAUGAUCCCUCCGGCAUCGGUGAAAGUGGGGCACACAGACAGCACAAAAAGCAAGACCCUUUGGACGAGGUUGUUAGAAGGGAAGAGAGUGGAGAAGACUCCGGAGAGAAGGGUAAUCAUACCAGGAAAGGACACAACUUGGGUUUGGAAACACUAG